AUAACUCAACAACUUGAGAGCAUUUGUUUACAGAUCAUUGGCCUCGUUUUGCAGAAACACGUUAUAGAGUUUUACGAAGAAAUUCUCUCCUUGGCCUACAGCUUGACAUGCCAGAUGAUUUCACCUCAAAUGUGGCAGCUUUUAGGUGUUCUAUAUGAGGUUUUCCAGCAGGAUUGCUUUGAGUACUUUGCAGAUAUGAUGCCUCUCUUGCAUAAUUAUGUGACCAUUGACACUGAUACUUUACUGUCUAACCCAAAGCAUUUAGAAAUCAUUUAUGCUAUGUGUAAAAAGGUAUUAACAGGAGAUGCAGGAGAAGAUGCAGAGUGCCAUGCAGCCAAACUCCUAGAAGUGAUUGUUCUUCAAUGCAAAGGACGGGGUAUUGACCAGUGUAUUCCACUCUUUGUGGAGGCUGUUCUGGAGCGGUUAACUAGAGGAGUUAAAACAAGCGAGCUUCGUACCAUGUGUCUUCAGGUUGCCAUAGCUGCACUCUACUACAAUCCUGACCUACUUCUGCACACCUUAGAGAAUGUGAGAUUUCCACAUAAUCCUGAGCCCAUCACUGCACAGUUCAUAAACCAGUGGAUGAAUGAUACAGACUGUUUUCUUGGACUCCAUGACAGAAAGAUGUGUAUAAUAGGACUGAGCAUCCUAAUGGAAUUGCAGAACCGACCGCCUGCAGUGGAUGCUGUGGCUGCCCAGAUUGUCCCGUCAAUCCUCCUCCUCUUCCUGGGCUUAAAACAAGUUUGCGCCUCGCGAGAACUCACAGAACAUGAGGAUCAUGCUAAAGAUGAAAAACACGUUGCAGAAGAUAAAGAAGAGAUACCGAGUGAUGAGGAAGAGGCAAAUGAAGUGAGCCAGGCAAUGCAAGAGAACCAUGGUGGAGGAGGAGGAGGAGGUGGUGGAGGUGGUGGAGAGGAAGAAGAUGAAGAUGAUGAUGAUGAUGAUGACUGGGAUGAAGAUGCAUUGGAAGAGACUGCUCUUGAAGGGUUCAGCACACCUCUUGACCUUGAAAAUGGUGUUGAUGAAUACCAGUUUUUUACACAAGCACUUUUAACGGUGCAGAGCCGAGAUGCAGCCUGGUACCAUUUGCUGACAGCACCGUUGAGUGAGGAUCAGAAGAAACAGCUGCAGGAAAUUUAUACAUUAGCAGAACACCGGCGAAAUGCUGCAGAGACUAAGACAAUAGAACAACAAAGUGGCUACACAUUUGACAACAAAGGACUGAUCACCGCAUUUAACUUUGCUGGAAGUACUCCUGGUGGCAACUGAAGGAUCAGCUACAAAGGUCAAUGGGAAGGGUCUCAUCAUUGCAUUUUCUUGAAAUCAUCGUGACUUCUGAGUGAUAGGGGAGGGUAAUUUAAUGCUGCUGAAGGUUUUCUGGAAAAUAGCAGUGUGCUUCCCCCACCAGAAUGCUCUUUCUAACCAGCUACUGUAAUGUACAAAUUCUUGUGGUGUUUUAUAAUUUGAUGGACUGAAAGGAAACAUUUGUUCUCAAGGAACCUGAAUGGCUGGGAGGGGCCAGGCUGCAUCUAAUUAGUUGCACUUCUCAGGUUUUUGCUGUGCAGAAUUGAUAGAUUCAUAUGGAUAACAGUGCCUUCUGUUGUACAUGGAUUGCCUGAACAAAUGGAUUUUGGAGUGCAUUAUCAUUUUUUAAGUGUAAGGACAUUUCUUGAUACACUGUAAGCCUUGGUUCCAUGUUUUCCAGUCACUUGCUUUUAACUACUCAGUUUAAUUGUUUGUUGAUUGCAUACACAUUGCUGGAUUCAGAAUAUGAUCUCAUCUUCCCUAUUUGUUGCAGACCAAAUGUGUAGAGGGAGGUGUCUGUUGGAGUUGCAGAGCAUACACUGGUUACAUCAAAGAGUCUUAACAAAAUUGCAGAUUUUCCCUUGA
Messenger RNA from Cariama cristata (Red-legged seriema), 1890 nucleotides. Its product is annotated as importin-8-like. The transcript has 9 exons. The annotation marks the transcript as partial. The record is from RefSeq and is a predicted model, not a curated record. Lineage: Eukaryota; Metazoa; Chordata; Aves; Cariamiformes; Cariamidae. Gene Ontology annotation, cellular component: cytosol; nuclear envelope. Gene Ontology annotation, biological process: protein import into nucleus.